Molecule: messenger RNA, 1315 nt
Organism: Hypoxylon sp. EC38
Lineage: Eukaryota; Fungi; Ascomycota; Sordariomycetes; Xylariales; Hypoxylaceae
Source: the annotation of a GenBank genome assembly
AAACAUCUCUCAAGUUCAAAUCUUCGUUUUCGUUUUAGACUCAAUAAGCAAUCGACAAGCCUUUAGGUCCCAACCUACAUACCUACAUACCUACAUACCUACAUACCUACAUACCUACAUACCUACAUACCUACAUACCUACAUACCUACAUACCUACAUACCUACAUACAUAGCGAGAUGGAGAGACAGAACGAGGAAAGGGCCAUCGCGCCCAUCUCCAGGAGAGAUCAAGUCGCGGCGUUUACGCAGGCCAGAGACGAUGCUGCGGUUGCUCGUCGGGAGGAAGGCCGCAGAAGGCCGGACAUCGAGGCCCUUAUGCCUCCUGAGAUGAAUAGGCUUCAUGGGCGACAAAUCAUCCGAGAGUACGACGGCAAUGGCUUCCAGCAUGGGAUGCGUGCUCGUGAUGACCCGGCGAGCCUGCAUAAUUACUUUUAUGCACCGGGUAGAAUGGAUGUGGCAGGGACGCCGAGAACCGUCGGCGGCUCGAUGCAGGCCUUCUGCCAGAGUGAAAACAUAAAUCCCGAUGGGGAUCUAAUUUUUGCUCAGUUCAGGAAGGUGGGUAAGUCCCGCGUUGAGAAGAGGUUACGAGAAGCCAAUUGGUUGGCGAGGGAGGCCGCCGGCUUCGUUGAGCCCGAGGAGGAAGAGGAUGUGUCUAUGGACACAGGUGGAGGGCAGCCCGAGUUGCCCGGAGAGCCACAUAGUCUGAAUCAGUCCAUGUGGAAUACUGAUGGUCCUAGCCGAGGCCGUGGCGGGACCCAGCCAAGGCGGGAUAACCAAGGCCGCAACAGCAAUGCUCGUGGUGGUCACCGUGGCGGCCAACGUGGAGGCCAAUAUAGUGGCCAACGUGGUGGUUCACGUGGUGGUCCACGUGGUGGUCCGCGUGGGGGUCAACGUGGUGUCCCACGUGGUGGCUCGCGUGGUGUCUCGCGUGGUGUCUCGCGUGGUGUCCCACGUGGUGGCCCACGUAGCUCUUACGGCGGUGUUCAGAAGAACACCGGGAGGCCGGGCCCUUCGCUUGAUAAGGCCCUGACGGAUACCCAGCCCGGUCGCAAGACAAGAGCUCAGUUGGACGCUGAGCUCGAUGUUUAUAUGGGUGGCAUCGAUACCCAUUAUGAUGCCAUGGGGUCUGGGAUUGGGGCGGGCCAGGAGGAUGUCCACCAACAGAGGCUGGCGGAGCAGACUGUGGACGAAGAGGGGGAAUACGUGGCGGCUUUGCAAAACUUUUGGGCCUCAUGAAAGAGUGAACUAUGUCUAUGGCGAUUCAGGAAAUCGCCUAGAAGCUGCUAUGAUGGCAUAUGAGAACUCAACACGACC